Messenger RNA from Ustilago hordei, 3291 nucleotides. RefSeq names its product putative ISM1 - isoleucine-tRNA ligase, mitochondrial. The record is from RefSeq and is a predicted model, not a curated record. Bases 1 to 3291 code for a protein of 1096 amino acids. Gene Ontology annotation, biological process: isoleucyl-tRNA aminoacylation. Gene Ontology annotation, molecular function: isoleucine-tRNA ligase activity; ATP binding; aminoacyl-tRNA deacylase activity. Gene Ontology annotation, cellular component: cytosol. The transcript has 3 exons. Lineage: Eukaryota; Fungi; Basidiomycota; Ustilaginomycetes; Ustilaginales; Ustilaginaceae.
AUGUCAUCAGUGCGACUUACAGCAGCGCGCAACACUCGGGCAGCGGGCCGCUGCCUUGCUUUACAAUCCAACGCUUUCACCGUCUCUCUCGCUUCAGCGAAGUUCUCCAGGACACUGGCUGAUUAUUUAGCGUUCCCUUCGAGCAACGUGUUCAACAAUGAGCCAACGUCCAGGCACUUCCAUGCUUCGGCAUUCAAGCUCAAGAAGCAGACCAAGGGAGAGAGCAACCAAAGCGACAAAGUUUCCAAAGAGUUUUCGCAUACUCUGCAGCUUCCAAACACACCUUUCAGCAUCCGUGCCAGUGCUGCCCAACGAGACCACCUCUUCUACGACAGGACAUGUGGAGAGCUGUAUCGAUGGCAACGUUCCAGAACCAGCACUUCCGGCGACUUUGUCUUCCACGAUGGUCCACCCUACGCGAAUGGCAACCUGCACUGUGGCCAUGCUCUCAACAAGAUUCUCAAGGACAUCACAAACCGCUAUCAAGUGCUUCGCGGCAAGCGCGUCCACUACAUGCCUGGCUGGGACUGCCACGGUCUGCCCAUUGAGGCCAAAGCGCUUGCCAACGUCAAGCCGGACAAACGGCACAAGCUGGUGGCGCACGACAUCCGAGAAAGGGCUCGUAACGAAGCAAUCAAGGCGAUCGAGACUCAGAAGAGCGAAUUUGGACAGUUUGGUAUUAUGGCUGAUUGGAGCAACGACGCGACAUACCGGACCCUCGAUCCGGCCUACGAGGCUCGACAGCUGCGCGUCUUUGGAGAGAUGGUACGCAAAGGCUUAAUAUACCGUCAGUAUCGCCCAGUGUAUUGGUCUCCCUCGAAUCGUACCGCGCUCGCUGAAUCGGAGCUAGAGUACAGGGAGGACCACCUUAGCAAGGCCGUGUAUGUCGCCUUCAAAAUGAUUGCCGGACCCGAGCUGCUGCAGAAGCUGGGACAAGACGCCGAUUUCGAUCAUAGGCUCAACCUGAUCAUCUGGACCACAACGCCUUGGUCACUUCCAUCGAAUAUGGCUGUCAACGUCAACCCUGGCCUUGAGUACAGCAUCGUUCGACGAGCUGGAAGAGAAGGACCUUACUAUGUUGUGGGAACGGACCGCAUCGAAGCUCUGCAAGUUCUUCCUUCGAGCAUAGUUGUAGGAGAGAGGGACGCCGAAGGAGACGGAAAAGGACCUACUUUUGGCCCUCUUGAAGAGGUCGCCCGCGUCCGCGGCUCCGAUCUAACCGACUCAACCUAUCGAACUCCGCUGAGCGCAUCAGACAGCAAGCCGCGACCAAUUCUCAUGGCAGACUACGUGACAGCAGUGUCCGGUACUGGACUGGUACAUUCGGCUCCUGCGCAUGGUGCGGAGGAUUACCAAAUAUGGAAGCAACAAGGUCACAUCCACCGAGAUGGCAUCUUCUCCCCGGUCAACGACGAGGGACGCUACUCAUCUGAUAUUCUGCAGUUGGACGCCGCAUCUUCCGCAGGGUCGUCCGAGGAUGACACGAAGCUCGGACAGAGACUGCUAGGAAAAGAGGUGAUUAGCGAAGGCGCCAAGGAAGUGACGGCUAUCUUGCAGGAGCGCGGUGCGCUGAUCAGUGCCCAGACUUUGCGCCACAAAUACCCUUAUGAUUGGAGAUCAAAGCAGCCAGUCAUCGUUCGCGCAACAGCACAGUGGUUCGCCAAUCUGGAUCGCAUCAAAGAGCAGGCCAUCGAAGCGCUGCAAGAUGUCACGUUCGUACCGAUAAACUCACGCUCGCGACUCGAGUCCUUCAUCAUGGGUCGAUCCGAGUGGUGCAUCUCUCGACAGCGUGUCUGGGGUGUUCCUAUUCCUGUCUUAUACGACACUGUGACAGACGAGCCGCUGAUGACGGUGGAGAAUAUUGAGCACAUCGCUGCGUUGCUCGAAAGGCACGGCACAGAUUAUUGGUGGAAAGCGGAUGCAGAAGAAUUCGUUGCACCUCAAUACCGUAACGAGGAGCGAUCAUGGCGCAAGGGAGAGGACACAAUCGAUGUCUGGUUCGACAGCGGUACUUCCUGGGCUACACUCAGGAAUCAGAUCGCCGUCGACAAUGCGGGUACUCAAGUGUUGUCGUCGAGUCCAACAAGCGUCGCGGACGUCUACCUGGAAGGCUCUGACCAACAUCGCGGUUGGUUCCAGUCGUCGCUCAUCACGGCCGUAGCGACGACGCCUGAAGGGCAGAAGCCAGUAGCGCCUUACAAGACGGUAGUGACGCAUGGUUACGUGCUGGACAACGAGAGCCGCAAGAUGAGCAAGAGUCUCGGUAACGUCAUUUCGCCGCUGAGCAUUAUCCAGGGCGGCAAGGGUGCGGAUCAGCCGGCAUACGGAGUGGAUGUGCUGAGACUGUGGGUGGCGAGGAGCGACUACACGACCGAUCCACCGAUCGGCAAUGUCAUCAUCAGCAAGACAGCCGAGACGUUGCGCAAGCUUCGAAACACGGCUCGAUUCAUGUUGGCCAAUCUGCCUGCUUCCGACAAAGUGGCCAAGCUCGACAAGGCGAAGAUGAAUCUGCUGGACCGGUUCGUGAUGCAAGAGCUAUACCAGCUGGAGCGAGCAUGCGCAGCUGCCUACGAAGUCUACGACUUUGCUCAAGUCGUCCGACGCUUGACCGAAUUCACCAACGCGACGCUUUCCAACCUAUAUCUUGAUGUGGGCAAAGACAGUCUCUACUUGGACGAGAGCGCCAACGAGCGACGUCAAAUGAUCGUGGCUGUGGUCGACCAGAUCUUGCGGACAAUGACAGGCAUCAUGGCCCCCAUCACGCCGUUCCUGUGCGAAGAGAUCUUCCAUUUCCGCAAUGGUGCCAGCAGUGAUCCUGUUGAAGGAGUCAAAGGUGCCGAAUCGGUCUUUAUUAACGGAUGGCCGAGCGUCGACGAGACUUGGAAUGACAAGAAGGCGGUUGAGGAAUGUAAGCAGUUGUUGAAGCUUCGAGAUGCUUCUCUCGUCAUGAUCGAGGAAGCGAGGCAAGCUUCGCACAUUAAGACGUCGUUCGAGGUGGAAAUUGAUCUGAUCAUCAAGGAUCGCCAGCAUGCAAUUGCUUCCGCUUUGGAUCACUACGGUUCGGAGCUUACCGAGCUUUUCAACGUGGCAAGGGUCAACGUGGUGGAACAAGGUCAAGCAGAGUCUGUUUCCAAGCAGGUUUUCUCCAGCAGAGAAGAUGAGGAUGGAGUCACGAUCCGAGUAUGUCGCUCACCACGCCACAGAUGUCCACGCUGUCGCGCGCUGCGUAAAGACUCGGAAAGCGACCGACUCUGCCGACGUUGUCAAUCCGUUGUAGAUGCCCUCUCUUGA